CACUGCUGCCUGUCUCUUGGACAUCUCCCCUAUCUAACUUCACUUCUACGAUCCCUGAGGAAAGAAAGGGUAGGCCUGCCGUACUGGGGAGGGCCCUCAUCUGGCAAAGUUGAGAGCCUCUGUGCCCCAGGGGCUCUGGGAGGCGGCUCAUUGCCAGGAGCCCUCCGAGUCCAGACCCCUGUAGUCCUGGGAUAAGAAGCAAUAGCAGGAUGAGAGAAGAACAUUAGGAGACACUGAAUCUGCCCUAGAAGUGCCAGCUGUCCAAGGGGACCCUGGAGGAAGAGGAAGGGGUUUUGUCUGGGAGUGUCAGACUCGAGUGCUGUCCACUGUCUAUGGGAGCAGCCCUGCUAUGGCCAGCUUUGGGCUAGGCCUCCUGCUUCUGCUGCUGCUGACCACCCACCCUGGACCCUCAAAGGCUCAGCACUGGUCCCACGGCUGGUACCCUGGAGGAAUACGAGCCUCCAGCUCACCCCGGGACCCUCAGCAACCUCCUAGGCCCCCAGCUCAAAGCCCAGGCCAAAUUGCCCAUACCCUCCCAAGUGAUGCUCUGGCUUCGCCUGAGGACAGUGUGCCCUGAAAGAGAAGGACCAUGACCCGGUGGCUCCUACAUAGGAAGCAGCACCUGGUGCAGACACUGCUGGUAAGUAAAGUGGAAGGCCCCCACCCUUGGCCACUACAGGGCCAGCUAAGAACUGAGGGGGUCGGGGGAUAAUACAUCACUGAGAUGCCUCCUGGUACAGCUAGCUGUGGGUGCCGUUAUCUGAUAACUCCAGAAUUAUCGACAAUGGGAAAGCGUUUGCCUACAAUGCGGGAGACCCGGGUUCGAUCCCCGGGUCGGGAAGAUCCCCUGGAGAAGGAAAUGGCAACCCACUCCAGUACUCUUGCCUAGAAAAUUCCAUGGAUGGAGGAGCCUGGUGGGCUACAGUCCAUGGGGUUGCAAAGAGUCGGACACGACUGAGCGACUUUUCACUUUCACAACAAUUUAUGAUGAUAUGACAGCGACAAUUUAUGACAAUUUAUGAUGAGAUGCCCCGUGUCCCUUCUGUUGGGCUUCCCUGAUAGCUCAGCUGGUAAAGAAUCCGUACGCCCAAUGAGCUACAAAACCGGCACGCUGAAUCCUCUAAGAGGCAAAGGGCAACGACAGGACGUGGGAGUCGCAAAA
Molecule: messenger RNA, 1162 nt
Organism: Cervus elaphus (red deer)
Lineage: Eukaryota; Metazoa; Chordata; Mammalia; Artiodactyla; Cervidae
Product: progonadoliberin-2
Exons: 2
Biological process (GO): multicellular organism development
Cellular component (GO): extracellular region
Molecular function (GO): hormone activity
Source: RefSeq, a predicted model, not a curated record